Molecule: messenger RNA, 813 nt
Organism: Cucurbita maxima (winter squash)
Lineage: Eukaryota; Viridiplantae; Streptophyta; Magnoliopsida; Cucurbitales; Cucurbitaceae
Product: THO complex subunit 3-like
Exons: 7
Coding region: 187-678 (163 amino acids)
Biological process (GO): mRNA export from nucleus
Cellular component (GO): THO complex part of transcription export complex
Molecular function (GO): protein binding
Source: RefSeq, a predicted model, not a curated record
AUUAAUUAUUCCCCACACAAAAAUGGGUCUUCGCAUGGAACCAAAAUCCGUCUGGAUCGCAGGAUUUGAAAUCAUUCCAUUCCAGGAGGACAUGGAGGAAUCAGGGCCAGCUUUCAAGAAUCUUCGCAGCAGAGAGUAUGAAGGUCACAAGAAGAAGGUACACUCUUGGCAUGGAAUUGCACGGCCAUGAAGCUUGCUUCCGGUUCUGUCGAACAAACUGCUCGAGUUUCGCAUAUUGAGCAUCACGAACAUCUAUGCUGGGACCAUAGACAUUCUGAUCUUAUAGCGACUGUGUCUGGAGACAAGACUGUUCGUCUAUGGGAUGCUCGUAAUGGGAAAUGCUCACAGCAAGAUGAUCUCAGUCGGGAAAAUAUCAAUAUCACCUACAAACCUGAUGGCACGCACAUAGCUGUUGGGAAUAGGGAUGAUGAGCUUACAAUUCUGGAUGUUAGGAACUUUAAACCAGUUCACAAGCGCAAGUUCAAUUAUGAGGCCGCACAACAACGCAUGCACUUGAUCAAGAUAAACACAAAGAACAAGAGAGAGAAAAUGCAAGGAAGAAUAUUGGUUAAAAAUUUUAUAUUGAUGACUUCAGUCGAAUGUCCAAAUGGGACGAACAGUUCACCAGAUUCCUUGUCGGGGUGCGGCGAACAGUGUGGAGUGGAAUCCAAGGCAUAAUUUACUUGCUUAUGGCUGGGGAUGACAAGAACAAGUAUCAGGCUGAUGACGGCAAGUAUCUGUGCAUAUUGAUGUUUCCCACUAAUCUUUUUAAUUUGAUGCACAGUAGGUAGUAUUCAGUUUUAUCUUCAUUUA